Molecule: messenger RNA, 2787 nt
Organism: Aspergillus bombycis
Lineage: Eukaryota; Fungi; Ascomycota; Eurotiomycetes; Eurotiales; Aspergillaceae
Product: fumarylacetoacetate hydrolase
Exons: 10
Coding region: 1-2787 (928 amino acids)
Biological process (GO): transmembrane transport; aromatic amino acid metabolic process
Cellular component (GO): membrane
Molecular function (GO): fumarylacetoacetase activity; transmembrane transporter activity
Source: RefSeq, a predicted model, not a curated record
AUGAAAACCACAACCCCAUUUCCCCUCGAGAAUCUACCAUACGGAGUGGUCUCUACCCCGGAUGACCCAACCCCGCGGUGUGCAACUGCAUGGACGGACUAUGCGAUCGACCUCGGUCGCCUCCAGAGGGAUGGGUUCUUUAACUCAAUCCCAGGCAUGAUUGACGGUGCCUUUAGCAAGCCUGCUCUCAAUGUCUUCGCGUCAACUCCCCAAUCCACGCAAGCCGAAGUGAGAGCGCGACUAGUUCGAUUUCUUGCGGGCGCGAGUGAAGCUCCUAAAGAGAAGUACUUCCUUCCCUUAUCGCAAGUGACAAACCAUUUGCCAAUGGAGACCGCGAACUUCUCCGACUUCUACUGUUCACUCGAGCAUGCAAAAAAUUGCUCAAAAAUCAUGGGCCUCGAGGUCAAUCGAAACUGGUAUUACAUUCCGUCGGUCUACAACGGCCGCACGUCCAGUCUUAGAGUCUCGGGACAGCCUGUCCGCCGACCGUGGGGUGUAAUAUCAGAACCAGGUGCAUCUUCGCCAGCGACGUGGUCACGAAGUAAGAGGCUCGACUUCGAGCUCGAGAUGGGGGUAUUCCUGUCGAAGCCUCUGCGGGCUGGUCAGAUCCUCGACAUGCGCAACGCCAGAGAGCAUGUCUUUGGUUUUGUCAUUUUGAAUGACUGGUCAGCGAGGGACAUCCAAGGAUUUGAAAUGGCCCCUCUUGGUCCGUUCCAUAGCAAAGGAUUUGGAACCACGAUCUCACCAUGGAUCGUCACGAUCGAUGCACUGUCGCCCGUAGAGUGCCCCGUCUCGAUUCCACAGAGCCCACCACCCUUACCCCAUUUGGCCUGGAAAGGGAACCACUCACAUGCAACGUGGGAUAUUGAACUGUCCGCGAGGAUCUUGAGAAAAGGGAAGACAUAUCACAUUACUUCCACUAACCUAAAAGACUUAUACUGGACACCGUAUCAGCAGCUCACCCAUCUCGCGAGCGCUGGAGAAGGUCUGUCCACGGGAGAUCUCUUUGGCACGGGUACUAUCUCAAACGAUCGACUCAAUGGAGUCGGCGAAAAGUCCGGCCUGGCUUGUCUUCUAGAACGGGCACUGCCCGAGAAUAGAUUAGCAUGUAUGGAAAUAGACAGCCUUGAAUAUCUAGAAGAUGGGGAUGAGGUGAUCAUGGAAGGGUGGUGCUUGCAUCCCGAGACCGGUCGGCAUUUUGGAUUCGGCGAAUGUCGAGCUGUGAUUGUACCCGCGUUGGACCUGCGAGAUAUAUGCGACCCCAAUCAGUGUAUCUGUUCAUCACUGGCGUCGAGAAUCAUGGACGUGAAAGGGGAAGCAGGUGGGAACGCGCAACGGGAAAUUGUCAAGGACACGAAGGUCGUGUUAGGAGCGACAGACGAGCGCAUUCUAUUGGAUGAGACCGAAUCGCAGACUGUCGUGCGCAAGUUCGACAUGCGAUUGCUAACUCUUUUCACUGUCAUCAAUCUGUUCAGCUUUAUCGAUCGAGUUAAUAUCGGCAACGCGCGUUUACUGGGACUAGAGAAGGACCUGGGGUUGUCCGGACUACGCUUCAACAUUGCGCUGAUGUGCCUUUUCGUGUCGUAUUGCGCUGUGGAGUUACCUUCAAACAUCCUGUGCAAAAUUGUCGGGGGACAUAUAUAUAUCCCUACCCUUGUGCUUUGCUUCGGCAUCAUCACGAUGCUCACCUCGCUGGUGGAGAAGAAAGGCGGCCUAUACGCAUGUCGCUUUCUCCUGGGGGUCUUUGAAGGCGGUAUUUCCCCCGGCUUGGUCUUCAUGUUGGCUUUAUUUUACCGUCGGCAUGAAUUGGGUGUCCGAACAAGUAUAUAUAUCUCUGCUUCUUCCGCGAGUGGUGCGUUCGGUGGCCUUUUAGCGAUCGGGCUGUCUAGGAUCCCUCCCUGGGGUCUCAUUCAUACGUGGAAAAACAUUUAUUUCUUCGAGGGCUUGGUGUCCGUCAUUCUCGCGGUCAUCGCGUUCAUCUGCAUCCCAAGUGGACCGGAAAGCGCACGAUUCUUAACAGAAUCUCAAAAACGCAUCGCAGUGGAUAGGAUGCGUAUCGACUCUGCUGGAACAACUGAACAUUCGCGGACUAAGUUCCGCCAUGUUGUCCAGGGUUUAACUACCCCGCCGGUACUAUUCUGCGCCUUCGGAUUCUUCUUUGGAAACACCUGCGCUCAAUCCUUCUCGCUGUUUUCACCAUCUAUAAUCAGCGCCAUGGGGUAUAGCAAGGAACUAGCUCAACUCUUAUCCGUUGGACCUUACGCUGCUGCCUGUGUGAUAUCCAUCGUAGUCGGCUACAUCUCCGACCGUUAUCAAAGCCGGGGCUGGAUGAUCUUCGCCAUUGUUCCGUUCGGAAUUGCUGGCAUGGGCCUGCUCGAGUUCCUCCCGGCUUCUAAGCCGGGUGCGAAAUACGGAGCCUUGUAUCUUGCUGUGCCAGGCAUCAACAGCUUCCUGCCGCUCUGGCUUGCCUGGGCAGUUAAUAAUGCGGCGACGCCGACCGUCAAAGCGGCGUCGUCGGGUCUAGUCUUCACCGUCGGGUCGCUGGGCGGGAUUCUCGCACCGUGGGUUUAUUUGCCUGGGGAUGCGCCGAACUACCGCACGGGUCAUACCAUCAUGUUCUCUUUUUUGUUUGGCAGUUGGGCGAUGUGUAUUGGCUUGAUAGUGUAUAUCAAAUGGGAGAACCGGGUCAGAGAGAUGGGAAAGCGAGAUGGUGUGCUGGAAGGAUUGGGGCCUGAGGAGCAGUUAGAGCUGAGUAGUCGACAUCCAGCAUUUCGCUAUGCUGUCUAA